GUGACAAGAUCGUGGAAAAAUAUUAUAUUUUGGAGAUCAGAAGCUCUGAAGAAAGAUAAUUAAUUGAGUUGAGAAACAGUUGUAUGCCAGUUUUUAUAUAAUUCUUUGCCGCUCUUUUCCAGUCGUGAGCAGCACUUCAAUGCCUCUGGGGAAUAGGACAAACCGCCCCGUGGAUAUCUUUGCUUCGGAACAAAACAGCAUUUUUGAUUCAUGCUUUCAGCAAAGGAAAAAAAAAGAUAGGAAAAACAUGAAAAAUGGGGAAGUGAACCUUUCCUUUCGGAUAUUUUCGUGCUUCCUUGUCUUGUUUGUUUUCUUCAGGGUUUUGGCUUUUGGUCAGUUUUCCUGAAGAUGGUAAGCUAAGCUUAGGAAGAACAUGGCAGCUCUCUCCAUUUUUCUCUGCUUCGUCUGCGUGAUUGCCACUGCAAUUUUGGUUCAGGGGCAAAGCCAAGCAGGGUUCAUAAGUAUCGAUUGUGGCUCACCCCCAAUAAAUUAUAUAGACACUGAUACUGGUAUUGGUUACACUUCUGAUGGAGCUUUCAUAAACACUGGUGUUAACAUGAACGUGUCUGAAGAGUAUGGUUACCCGAAAAACCCGGUUUUGCCUUUCCCUCUCGCUGAUGUCAGAGCUUUCCCUCAGGGAAACAGGAACUGUUACUCCUUAAACCCAGCUGACGGAAAAGGAAAUCUUUAUCUCAUCAGAGCGACAUUUAUGUACGGCAAUUACGACGGCAAGAACAUUUUGCCCCAAUUUGAUCUCUAUCUUGAUGUGAACUUCUGGUCUUCAGUGAAAUUCAGAAAUGCUUCUGAGAACGUUAUCAGGGAGAUCAUCAGUUUUGCUGAUUCGGACACCUUAUAUGUUUGCCUUGCCAACAAAGGUAUGGGAACUCCUUUUAUAUCAGCUUUGGAGCUCAGGCCAGUGAACAGCUCGGUUUAUCUUACCGAGUUUGGAAGAAAUGUCUCCUUGGUACUAUAUCAAAGAUGGGACAUAGGCUAUUUGAAUGGAAGCGGACGGUAUAAAGAUGAUAUAUAUGAUCGUAUCUGGUCUCCUUUCACCUUGCUCUCUUGGGCAUCAACCAUGGCAUCUGAGCCUGUUGAUAUUUUUCAGGAUGGUUAUAGGCCACCAGUUGAAGUUGUCAAUACAGCGGCCUCCCCUGCAAAUGCCGAUGACCCGUUGGAACUAUCCUGGACAUCAGAUGAUCCAAAUGCUCGGUUUUAUGCUUUUCUGUAUUUUUCAGAACUCAAAGCAUUGAAGAAGAAUGAGAUAAGAAAAAUCAAGAUAUUAUGGAAUGGUUCUCCGGUCUCUGGAAUAUUCGUCCCUGCUUUCCUGUAUUCUUUGACAGUUUCUAAUUCAAGAGCUUUCACCGGUAAGGACCAUUGGAUUUCUGUCCAGAAGGCCACAGAUUCAACACUCCCACCGAUACUCAAUGCUAUCGAGAUUUUUACAGCACAACCAUUGGAUGAACUACGAACAGCAACUGAAGACGUUCUUGCCAUAGAAAGCAUAAGAUUGAUGUACCAAGUGAAAAAGAUUUGGAGUGGGGAUCCAUGUUCCCCAAAACAGUACCCUUGGGAAGGUCUAGGAUGCAGCUAUAGCAAUUCUCAUCCUCGGAUUAUUUCUCUGAACCUAAGCUCAAGCGGGCUAAAUGGACUGAUAGCCGACUCCAUUGGAAAUCUCUCGCUGCUCGAAUCAUUGGAUUUAUCGAACAACAACCUGAUAGGACCUGUGCCAGAGUUUUUGGGUGAUCUGGAACAAUUGAAGUUCCUGAAUCUGAAAGGAAAUAAUUUCACUGGGUUUCUCCCAAAACCUCUUAUGAAAAGAUCAAAGGCAGGGGUACUCACACUAAGUGUGGAUGACCAAAACCUUUGUCAUUCACGAGAAUGUGAAGGCAAGAACAGCAUUCUCAUGCCUGUAGUAGCAGCGGCAUUGGUGUCUGUGCUUUUGAUCGUCCUACUUAUCAUAUGGAUCCUCCGAAAGGAAAGAAGAGCAGGAAAAUACUCAGGACCACUUCUCGCUUCGGGCAAGAGGAGGUUCACUUACAAUGAGGUUUCCAGCGUUACAAGCAACUUCCAGAAAGUGAUUGGUAAGGGAGGAUUCGGUAUUGUUUAUCUCGGGAGCCUUGAAGAUGGAACCGAAGUUGCGGUGAAGAUGAUCAACGAUACUCCACUUGAAAAGUCUAAAGGAUCAUCAUCCCGAGGUUCCAAGGAAUUCCAAGUCGAGGCAGAGCUUCUGUUGACAGUUCAUCACCGGAACUUGGCGUCCUUUGUUGGGUACUGUGACGAUGGUCGGAACAAUGCUCUCAUCUACGAGUACAUGGCAAAUGGGAACUUACAGGACUAUCUAUCAAGUGAAAACGCAGAAAAACUCAGUUGGGGAAUGAGACUCAGAAUAGCCAUAGACGCUGCACAAGGACUGGAGUAUCUGCACCAUGGAUGCAAGCCGCCGAUUAUACACAGAGAUGUGAAAACGGCAAACAUUCUAUUGAAUGAGAACUUGGAAGCUAAGAUUGCCGAUUUCGGCCUCUCAAAGGUCUUCCCCACCGAUGACCAAAGCCAUGUCGUGACCGCCGUCAUGGGCACUCCCGGUUAUGUCGAUCCCGAGUACUACAAUACAUUCAAGCUGAACGAGAAGAGCGAUGUGUACAGCUUCGGGAUCGUAUUGCUGGAACUGAUAACAGGGGAACGUGCCAUAAUGAAGACAGAAGACGGCGACAAGAUCAAUGUAAUCCACUUCGUUGAGCCUUUUCUCGAGACUGGAGACAUCGACGGAGUUGUAGACCGACGUCUACAAGGAAACUUCGAAGCAAACUCGGCCUGGAAGUACAUGGAAAUGGCCAUGUCGUGCGUCAGAGAACGAGGUUCGAAGAGACCGACGAUGAACCAGAUCGUGUCUGAACUGAAACUGUGUCUGGAUGCCGAGAAGGGUCGUGGACCAGAGAUCCGACAAGAUCACGACGACAAGUGGAUGACGAUGACGACGAAGGACAGUUGUUAUGGUGAAUCCAUGUCUUCUGGAUCGAUUUCGACUGGUUAUGAAGAUUAUUCGAUGGUCAGACCCAUGGCAAGGUAGUGAAUGAUGACGUUCAAUUCAAGAGAGUUUGAUCUCAUUUUGUCUUCUUCGGUGUUUAUAUGUUCGUGUUUGUGUUU
This is a messenger RNA of Tarenaya hassleriana, 3144 nucleotides long. Its product is annotated as probable LRR receptor-like serine/threonine-protein kinase At4g29180. The transcript is spliced from 12 exons. Gene Ontology annotation, molecular function: protein binding; ATP binding; protein kinase activity. Bases 374 to 3067 code for a protein of 897 amino acids. The record is from RefSeq and is a predicted model, not a curated record. NCBI's taxonomy places the organism in Eukaryota, Viridiplantae, Streptophyta, Magnoliopsida, Brassicales, Cleomaceae. Gene Ontology annotation, biological process: protein phosphorylation.